UCAGAUGUAAAUAUUAUUUAACUUUAUUAAAAAGAACUAAUUAAUUAAUUAAGAUGGCCUCAACGGAAACUCCAGCUCAAACCAUCAACAAAUUCCGAAGCAUAGUCGCUAUGUUAGCCGACUCAACAUGCAAAGACGAUUUAAAAUUAAAAGCAACACAAGAAAUCAGCGAAAGCUUCGAGCAAUUUUUAAGCUCCCCAGUGUACCACAGCUUUUUAGACCACUUAAUUAAAGUGUUUUUAAAAGUACUUCAAGAAGGAGAACCUCACUUCAUAGCCGAAUACAACAUCCAACAAGUACGAAAAUUAAUUUUAGAGAUGUUGUAUCGAUUACCAACGAACGAAACAUUGCGGCAAUACGUUAAGCCGAUUUUAUCGUUAGCUUUGAAGUUGUUAGAAAUCGAUAACGAAGAGAACGUUUUGGUUUGUUUGAAGAUUAUUAUUGAGUUGCAUAAGCAAUUUCGCCCAGCUUUUAAUUCCGAGUUACAACAUUUUUUACAAUUCGUUAAAAAUAUGUACUCGGAAUUACCGAACCACAUCAAUAAAAUUUUCGAACCAAAACCGCCCAUUAAAGUGAAAGAUUUAAGCGAUCUGAACAUGGAUGAACUUUUAAAGGAGACUUUUACGAUUACAAUGAUACAAACUGAAAAGAGAAAACAGGAUCAAACGGUUAUUUGCUAUAAUUUAAUCCCAAAAGCUGUCCUAUCAUUAAAAGUAAUCCAAGAUCUGCCGAUAAUCGUCGUUUUAAUGUACCAACUAUAUAAACAAAGCGUCUACAAAGACGUCAGUGACUUCAUCCCUUUAAUAAUGACCACGAUAACACUUCAACCAUCGUUAAUUCAACGACAAUCCGAGACUUUUAAUAAAGAAAUUUUCGUCGAUUUUAUGGGAGCCCAAAUUAAAACUUUAUCAUUUUUGGCGUACAUCAUUAAAAUUUACCAAGACGUCGUCGCCAAUCACUCUGCAAUGCUCGUUCAGGGCAUGUUGGGGUUAUUAACUCUCUGUCCCAUGGAGGUUGCUCAUUUAAGGAGGGAACUUUUAAUUGCUUCGAGGCACAUUUUAGCCACUGAUUUGAGAAAUAAGUUUGUACCACACAUGGAGAGGUUGUUUGAUGAGGAUGUUUUGUUGGGACGUGGGUGGACUACACAAGAAUCUUUGAGACCUUUAGCAUACUCAACAUUAGCUGAUUUAGUACACCAUGUGAGGCAACAAUUAACUUUAUCGAAUAUUGCGAGGGCUGUACAUUUAUUUAGUAAGAAUGUACAUGAUGAUUCGUUGGCAACCACGAUCCAAACGAUGUCCUGCAAACUCCUUUUAAACCUGGUCGAUUGCAUCAAACACCGCGUCGAGGUCGAAAAUGCCACAGAAGGGAAAGAACUGUUAAUGAGAAUGUUGGAGGUAUUCGUAUUAAAAUUUAAAACGAUUGCGAAAAUCCAACUUCCAAGAAUGAUGGAGAAAUUUAGUAAACAACAACAAACAACGCCAACACCCACCCCAACCCCUCAAGGAAUCGACAUAAAAUCCGAAAUCGAUCUCCGAACCCAACAAGAAAUGCUCGAAGCGAACUUAACGGGUCAAACAGGCCCGAAGGAAGAAAAAUUAAAAUUCGGCUUCCCCCAAACGCCCACUUACAACGUAUCAGAUUACCGAAGUUUGGUUAAAACGUUAGUUUGCGGGGUUAAAACGAUAACUUGGGGUUAUUUAGCCUGCAAACCUUACGUAACAGCCACAAACGCAAAACAAUUCGCCGCGCAUGAAACUUUAGUAUUCAUCAGAUUGGUUAAAUGGGCGUUAAAAGCUCUCGACGUUUACACAUUGAGUUGUGGAAAUCUCCCAUUAGGCGGCCAAGCGAGAUUAAACCAACAAAACGUGCGAAAUAAAGAAGAAAAGGAAGUUUUGGAGCAUUUUAGUAGCGUUUUUACUUUGAUGAAUGCCCAAACUUUUCACGAAAUUUUUUCGACCACUAUUGAGUACAUAGUUGAGAGGGUUUAUAAAAAUCCAACGUUACAAAUCGUUCCUAAUACGUUGUUGGCGAAUCCUUCGACGAGUCCGAUUUUUGCGACGGUUUUGGUUGAGUAUUUAUUGGAGCGGAUGGAUGAGAUGGGGUCGAACGUGGAAAGGAGUAAUUUGUAUUUGAGGUUGUUUAAGUUAGUUUUUGGGAGUGUGAGUUUGUUCCCGCAAGAAAACGAGAAUAUGCUUCGACCUCAUUUACAUCAAAUUGUGAAUAGGUCGAUGGAGUUAGCGAUGGGGGCGAAAGAGCCUUAUAAUUAUUUUUUGCUUUUACGAGCUUUGUUUCGCUCGAUUGGAGGGGGAUCCCACGAUUUGUUGUAUCAGGAGUUUCUCCCACUUCUCCCAAAUUUAUUGGAAGGUUUAAAUCGAUUACAAAGCGGGUUACAUAAAGUGCAUAUGAAGGAUUUAUUCGUCGAGUUGUGUUUGACGGUCCCAGUUCGAUUAAGUUCGUUAUUACCGUAUUUACCCAUGCUUAUGGAUCCUUUAGUUUCCGCUUUAAACGGAUCGAACGUUUUAAUAAGCCAAGGAUUGCGAACUUUAGAACUUUGCGUCGAUAAUUUACAACACGACUUUUUGUACGACCACAUCCAACCGGUUCGGGCCGAAUUAAUGCAAGCUUUGUGGAAAACUUUGCGGAACAACACCCAAGAACAAAUCGCUCAAGUUGCAUUUAAAGUUUUGGGUAAAUUUGGCGGGGGGAAUCGAAAAAUGUUGACGGAGCCGCAAAAAUUGGAGUACAUUGGGAGCGACCAAGACGUCCCCGCGAUUUUAGCCCACUUCAAAGAACAACACAAAUCGAUCGAAUUCCCCGUUUCGAAAAUCAUCGAGACCGCUUUUAACGCUUUAAAACAAAGCACGACGGAUUCUUUUUAUCGAAAACAAGCGUGGGAGACGAUCCAUUGUUAUUUAGCGGCUUCUUUGGAUCUUAGCGAUGAUAAAAAUACGUUAAUUAAUUUAUUUAUGCAUCAUUCUUUUAAUGAUUCGACGUUUAUUGUUACAAUUUCGGGGUCUGCGUAUAAAUCGAUUUAUAAGCAAGCGAGGGAGACGCAUCAAACCGCUUUAAUUGGGAUGUUCGUCGCUGCGGCGAUUAAAGAGUUAAGAUACCCCGCGCUACAAACUAUGUACGCCAUCGUGCGGCAUUACACCAUGGUGGCAGUUGCGCAACAAUCGGGGUUAUUCGCUGUUAAUCCAACACCCAACGAACAAAUCCCGUUGGAUCCUAUGUUGUUAGUUGAUGCUUUAUUCGUGAUUUUCGGGCAUGAGGAGAAAGAAUUAUGCAAACCGGGGGAAUAUGCUUUAGCGAUCAUCGUGAAUACAGCGACGAAUCUUUUAGGAUCAAAAGACAUCGCGUGCAAACUCCCUUUUAUUGAGUACUUAUCAGAAAGGAUGUGCGCUUUGUGUUACGAAAGAGCGUGGUAUGCCAAAUUAGGGGGGUGCAAAGCCAUUGAGGUGAUGUUGGAUCGUUGCGCGAAAAAAUGGGUUUAUGAGCACAUGUACACAUUUUUAAAAGCGCUCCUUUUCGUGAUGAUGGAUUUAACAGGUGAAGUUUCAAGCGGGGCUUUGGACAGCGCGAAAAAUAAUCUAGAAAAAUUAUUAAUCGCCUGCGUUUCACCCUUAAACGAAAUCGACGAUUAUAAAACGAAAAAUUUACAAGAAAGUGCUUUAAAUAAGGUGUGUCACGAAUUAGUUCGCCAAGUUACGAGCCCACACACUUUAGUCCGCGAGCAAUCCAUGUCGUCAUUAAAACUAAUCGCGGAGAAAUUAAAUAAAUCAGUUACGGAGAUUAUGGAGCCUUUUAAAGAUCAAUUAGCGGAGAUGGUCCCUCCAAAAAAACAUUUAUUAAAGCACCAACCCGCAAACGCCCAAAUGGGGUUAAUGGACGGAAAUAUGUUUUGCACCUCCCUCACCCCGCGAUUAUUUUCGAUCGAUAUGACCAUAAAAGAGCACAAAUUAUUCAUAACCGAUUUAAUCUCGUUGUGUAACACCGAAGAUUCGAAACUACAAAAUUUUUCUUGUUACAAAUCAAUCACGAAUUUCGUUCCACUUCGAAUAAGCGCUUUACGCGCUUUAGCAGCGUGUCAUUACUUAGACGCGGAAGUUCGCGAAGCCAUUUUCCAAGUUCUAUAUAAAACAUUAGAAGGCCCCAACUCAGAAUUACAAAAAACGGCGUUCGAAUGCAUGAAAAUAUUCAUCGGGGGUUACCAAAUGGAAAAAGACGUCAUUCACAAAACGAUGCGCCCUCUAUUAAUGACAUUAGGCGACACGAAAUCCUUAACUUUAAACGGAUUAAUGUUGUUGUCUUAUUUAACCCAAUUAUUCCCAAAAGCGUUCAACGAAAAACUAUGCGAGCAAUUAUUAGAAAUUUUAAAAGAAUUAUUAGAAAACUUAGUUUCAUCCCCAAAACCAGCAACGGGAAUCUCAAAAAAAGGGGAAGAAGAAAAAAAAAUCAUAACAUGCAUCAGCAUUUUCCACCAAACCCCCGCGGCUAGCUCAAAAUUCAUCCGCCAAUUAACCCAAUAUCUCCUACAAACGGAAAGGGCCCUUUUCGUCGAAGCUUCGUCUCCAUUCCGGGAGGAAUUGAUGAAAUUUUUGGUGCAAUAUCCAACAGAAACUUUAGAAAUGUUUCUCGAUGACGCAUUAAUCAAAGAUCCCCAAUACUCGCGUUAUCUCCACUAUUUAAUAAAACACCCCGAUGGAAAAAUUUUCCGGGAAUCGCUCCAAAAUGAAAUGAUCCACAAAUUGAUUAAUCUAUCGAAUUCAAAUUUAACCCCGUCGAAUAUAAAUCAAAACGAUCGAAAUGAAUAUCAAUACCAAUCGAUUCGCAUCGUUUCGUUAUUAAUUAAAUUCGACGAUCAAUGGUUAUCGUCCCAACAAGAACUCGUCGAUUCGUUUAAACGAAUUUGGUGCACCGAUUCGUAUCAGGAAAGACACAAAAAAGUGGAUACUUUGGAGUUUACACACUGGAAGGAACCGAAGUUGUUAGUGAAAGUGUUGUUGCAUUAUUUUUGUCAUCAUCCCAACGAUAUCGAUUUGUUGUUUGAGUUAUUGAGGGCGAUGACGGACCGAUUUAUACCCGAUUUUCAAUUUUUGAGGGAUUUCUUGGAGAAUACUGUUGCUCAAAAUUAUACGGUCGUUUGGAAACGGUCGGCGUUUUUCCGAUUCGUCGAACAUUUUACUUCUGAUGAUAUGUCACAGGAACUCAUCGCAAAAAUCCUUCAAUUAAUCAUCAUUCCAUGUUUUGCCGUCGGUUUUGAGCGCGGCGAAACGAACAAAUUAAUUGGAACACCACCAGCUCCUUAUCAUGAUCAUCCAGAUAACGUCGUUUCAGUCUUUUUAAAUAGGGUUGUUGAUCCAGAUAGUCCAUUUCCAUUCGCCGAUUGCGUCCGAAUAUCGCUCCUCCAAUUUUCCUGUUUAUUGGUGGAACAAGCGAGCCCUCACAUUCACGAUCACGACGCGACGAAUAAAACGCAAAGUUUCAAGCUGCGCCGUUUGAUGACGUUCGCAUGGCCGUGUCUUUUGGGUAAAAAUUGCGUGGACGCCGCUACAAGAUACCACGGGUUGUUGUUGUUGUCCCACAUCAUCGAUAAAUUCGCGAUACAUCGCAAAAUCGUUUUGCAAGUUUUCCAUUCGCUGUUGAAAGCGCAUGGUUUGGAAGCGCGAAGCGUUGUUCGGCAGGCUUUAGAAAUUUUAACUCCGAGUAUGCCGCUGAGGAUGGAGGAGGGUCAUAAAAUGUUAACGCAUUGGACGAAGAAGAUUAUUGUUGAUGAGGGACAUUCGAUUCAACAGUUGUAUCAUAUUUUACAAUUAGUUGUGAAACAUUAUAAAGUUUAUUACCCGGUGAGGCAUCAUUUGGUGCAACACAUGAUUAAUUCUUUGCAAAGGAUGGGAUUUAGCCCAACAGCGAGUAUGGAGCAUAAACGAUUAGCUGUUGAGUUAGCGGAGGUUAUAAUUAAGUGGGAAUUAAACGGGAUAAAAGAGGAGGAAACGUCUCAAAUUUCCCCAAUUCCAGUCCCAACAACGAAAAAAUUAGACCCGGAUUCGGACCCCCAAAGAAAAAAAUUCGCGCUCAACCCCAUCCAAGCAACCUCAUCAAAAUCAACAUCCGAUUUGGACGUCUCAAAACCCCUCGAUCGCCUCCACAUCGAAAUGGUGUUAAACAGCUUGAUGCGCUUAGCCUGCCAAGUCAACGAUCCCCCAGCAGCUAACCCCCAAACCGUUUUGGGGAUCCCCCCUGGUGAAAUGCUAAGUCGCCGAUGCGUAUCCUUAUUAAAAACCGCAUUAAAACCCGAAUUAUGGAGCUACCCCAUCGAGAUAAGCUUCGCGUUUUACGACAAAUUGUUGCAAACUUUAGAAUCAGCGAGUCCUAAUUACGCAAAUAUUUGCACCGGAUUAGAAUUAUUAACGUUUCUUUUAACCGUGUUAAAAAAGGAGCAAAUUUUAGCAGGAUUUAAAUUAUUACAGCGCCGCUUAGGAGCUUGCGUCCAAUCCCCGAACUCAAAAGUAAUCAAAGCGAUGCACACCUUACUACACAAAUUAAUGAGCAUCUUCCCAACGGAGCGAACAAAUUCGAAUUUAUCCUGCAAAUACGAAGAAUUAGAGAUGUUGUAUUCAACGGUGGGAAAAACGAUAUUCGAGGGACUCUCAAACUACGAAAAAAACGUCCAAGCGACCCCCCCAAGCUUAUUCGGCCCAUUAAUGGUCUUAAAAGCUGCGUGUAUGAACAACAACUCUUACAUCGACUUAUUAAUAACCCCGUUUAUGAGGGUUUUACAAAAACUACAAAAAGAACAUCUCACCCCGACAGCGCCCGAAUCGAGCUUAGUAACAUCCGAAUUAUUAAUUUUAAGUUUAGAUUUGGUUAAAACGCGCGUUGUUGUGAUGGGUGUUGAGAUGAGAAAAAGUUUUAUUGGAACAAUUUUAGUUGGAUUAAUCGAAAAAUCCCCCGACGUCAAAGUAAUGAAGGCUAUAAAUAAAAUGUUAGAGGAAUGGAUGAAAAAUAAAAACGUUAUAACGUUAUCUCAAGCCCCGAGUUUGCGGGAAAAAUCGAUUUUAUUAGUUAAAAUGAUGCAGUACCUCGAAAAACGCUUCCCGGAUGAUCAAGAAUUAAACGGGCAAUUCCUCGAAUUAGUCAAUUACGUUUAUACGGAUGAAGCGUUAAAACAAAGCGAGUUAACCGCGAAAUUAGAACAAGCUUUCUUAGCGGGGUUAAGAUCGCCUCAACCCGCGAUUCGAGCUAAAUUUUUUAAAGUUUUCGAUGAAUCGAUGCGUAAAAAACUACACGAUCGAAUACUUUACAUAAUUUGUUCCCAAAAUUGGGAUUCAAUCGGUCCUCAUUAUUGGAUUAAACAAUGCAUCGAACUUUUAUUGGCCACUGUGUCUCCUGAUCGACAAAUUCAAAUGUCGCAUGAAAGUUGUAUUAUUCCGAGUAUUACCUCGGUUAUAAAUCACGCCGAUUCUGAGAAAAAAACCGAAUUUUUAACCUUCCAAAAAGAAAAUCCUAAUUUCUACGAAUCAAUGGAUAUAAAAGAAGAAAUUUUAGACAUCGAUUUAUCAAACGGCGAUGUCAGUAACACCUCAUCAGAAGAAAAGGUUUUAAAUCGAUCCGAAAAGGUUUUAAAAAUCUUAAAUGAACAUGUUAAAUUUAUUGAGCAGUGCAGAAAUGUUACUCCCGAUCAAUUUUUUGCUGCAACAGCUCAAUUAUGUCAUAUGGAUACGGGGUUGGCCGAAUCGGUUUGGUUGGAUUUAUUCCCUAAAUUGUGGGAUAUCUUGGAUGAACAACAACGCGCGGUUAUUUUGCAAGAUAUUCAGGGAUUUAUGACAAGUGGAACGCAUAUUGUACAAAAAGAUUGCCAUCCAAGUGCGAUGGAUACGUUUGUGGAGGCGGUUUCAAGGUGUAAUCCCCCAAUACAUAUAGCUGCGCCCAUAAUGAAAUAUCUUGGAAAAUCCCACAACUUGUGGCACCGCACUACUUUAGCCUUAGAACAGAUGGCUUUUGAUUCACAAUCGCAACGUAAUCAAUCGUACGAUUUCGAUGAGCCCAAUACAAAAUCGGAAGUAUUCACUUCAUUGAACGAAAUGUACACCCUUUUAUGCGAGGAAGAUAUGUGGGCUGGAAUGUGGCAGAAAUUCGCUCAUUGGAAAGAAACGAACACCGCAAUCGCCUACGAACAACACGGAUUUUACGAACAAGCUCAAUCGGCGUACGAAUUAUGUUUCAACAAGUACAAACAAGAUUGCACUAUUGGCCCGGUACCAUCAUACACCCAAAAAGAAGUGUGUUUGUGGGAAAAUCAUUGGCAAAGAUGCGCUAAAGAACUCAGCCAAUGGGAAUUUAUCGCUGAAUACUCAAAACACACCCAUUACAACGCUUACGGUUUAUUAGAAAGCGCGUGGAGAAUACCAAAUUGGGAAUACAUGAAAGAAGCUUUAACAAACGUUGAGUAUAGCUACCAUAAAGAAUUAGCAUGGAAAGUAACGAUGUAUGGUGGAUUUUUAUUAAUUUGUAACCCCGAACCGGAAAAACCGUUAAAAUUCGCCGAACGCUAUGUGGAAACUGCAACUUCACUCUGUUUGAACGAAUGGAGAAGAUUGCCUAGUAUUGUGUCACAUAUUCACGUGCAAUAUUUGCAAGCUGCCCAACAAAUUAUGGAGCUACAAGAGGCUUAUCAAAUUCAUAAAGGGUUAUUACAAGGUCAUCAAAACUCAUUGCACGAUAUGAAAGCGAUCGUAAAAACAUGGAGAAAUCGUUUACCCGUGAUCGCGGAUGAUUUAUCACAUUGGAACGAUAUUUUUACGUGGAGACAACAACAUUAUCAAUUUAUUAUUAACCAUUAUGAUACGUUGGGUGAUAGGGCCCAUACUAAUUCGAUGUUGGGGGUUCAUGCUUCAGCACAAAGUAUCAUUCAUUAUGGUAAAAUAGCCCGAAAACACAAAUUAACCGGAGUUUGUUUGGAUUCUCUCAACAAAAUCUACAUGAUAGCGAGCGUCCACAUUGUAGAUUGUUUCCAAAAAAUUCGCCAACAAGUUAAAUGUUACCUCCAAAUGGCUUCGAUUAGUAACAACCGAAACGAACUUCACGAAGGCCUCGAAGUCAUCAACAACACCAACGUUCGUUAUUUCUCCAAAGAAAUGACGGCGGAGUUUUAUGCGAUGAAAGGUUUACUUUAUCAUUUAAGUAGUAAAUCAGAAGAUGCGAAUAAAUCGUUUUCGGUUGCGAUUCAAAUGCACGAUACUUCGAUAAAAUCUUGGGCUUUAUAUGGAGAUUAUUUAGAACAAGUUUUUACCAGGGAUCCCCGACAAAUUAGCGUUGGAGUGAAUGCGAUCGUGUGUUUCUUACACGCGUGUCGCAUCCAAAAUGAGAGCAAAGCUAGAAAGUAUUUGGCUAAAGUUUUGUGGCUGCUUAGUUAUGAUGAUGAUAAAGGUAGUUUAAUGGAAGCUUUAGAUAAAUACUCGGCUGGGGUUCCCCCGAGUUCUUGGGUACCUUGGAUACCGCAAUUAUUAAAUUGUUUGGUUUUGUAUGAUGGAAAUGUUAUUGCAAACUUAUUAUGUCAGGUUGGUCGCAUGUUUCCGCAAGCUGUAUAUUUCCCAAUACGGACUUUAUAUUUAACUCUGCGAACAGCAGCCGCACGAAAAAUACAGAUGCAAAGCCAAGAACAAACCGAAACCAAUUCAACAACGGAUCCCUCAACAUCAAAUAGCACAUCCGGGGCAACAACCGGUUCCGAAUCAUCAAUAAAAGCAUCCCCCGCUAUGGUCCGUUGCUCGAAAAUAAUGAAAAUGCUAUGCGAUUUACACACAACGACUUUAUCGAGCCUCGAAGGGAUCGCCGAUCAAAUGGAGUGGUUCCGCGAAAAAUGGCACGAAGAAGUUUUAAGACAACUUCGUCAAGGAUUGGCGAAAUGUUACGCGAUAGCGUUCGAGAAUCGCGAGAGCGUAAACGAAGCGAAAAUCACACCGCAUAUUUUUAAUUUCGUUAAAAAAUUGGUUUCGACGUUUGGUAUUGGUGUGGAGCACGUGUCCAGUUCGACAAAUAUGGUUUUUCAUUCCGCAGCAUCCGAAAGUUUAGCAAGAAGGGCCGAAGCGACGUAUCAAGAUCCCGUUUUUAAAGAAAUGAAAGUGGAAUUUACGAAAGAUUUCGAUUUUAACGCUUUAAAUUCGAUCAAAUUACACACGUUAAUUUUUAAAUUGAAGAAAUGGAUCGUUAUUUUAGAAAAUCAUUCGAAAAUUUUAUUGCAGUCAUUUUUAAUUGAGGAACGUUGCCGAUAUUUGGCUACGUUCACGCUUAAAACGGGCGAUGUUGAACUUCCGGGUGAAUUUUUGUUACCAAAACACACCCAUUAUUACGUUAAAAUAUCGAGAUUUAUGCCCCGAGUUGAUAUCGUUCAAAAACACAACACCGCAGCGAGAAGACUGUACAUUCGAGGACAUAAUGGAAAGAUUUAUCCUUAUUUAGUGGUAAACGACUCUGGUUUAGCGGACGCGAGGAGGGAGGAGCGAGUUCUUCAACUUUUAAGAAUGCUGAAUCAUUAUUUGGGGAAACAAAAAGAGACGUCGAAGAGAUUUUUGAAUUACACCGUUCCUCGAGUUGUUUCUGUUUCGCAACAUUUCCGUUUAAUCGAAGAUAACCCAUCCUCCAUCUCAUUAUUGGACAUUUUCAAAAAAGGGUGUUCAAAACUUAAUAUAGAACAAGACGCCCCGAUUCGGCUUUAUUACGAUCGCUUGGCAAACGUACAAAGUCGAGGGAUUAAAGCUAGUCAUCAAGUUUAUCGUGAAAUCUUAAAAAGCGUUCAAACCAACACCGUUCCAAGGACUUUAUUGAAACAAUGGGCCGUCUCCACGUUUCCUUCAGCCACGGAUUAUUGGCAAUUUCGAAAAAUGUUCACUCUACAAUUAGCUUUAUCGUGUUUUGCAGAGUAUGUUUUACACUUGACGAGAUUAAAUCCUGAUAUGAUGUAUUUACAUCAAGAUUCUGGGUUAAUGAACGUCGCGUACUUUAAAUUUGACGUUGAUGAUUCAACGGGAGAAUUAGAUACAACGCGACCAGUUCCGUUUAGAUUAACCCCAAAUAUAGUUGAGUUUUUAUCUCCAAUUGGAAUUAGUGGCCCAUUAACGGCUUCGAUGAUCGCAACAGCACGAUGUUUUGUUUAUCCCAAUUUUAAGGUCUUCUCGAUAAUGCGUCCGAUCCUGCGCGAUGAAAUGGUUUUAUCCCGUAUUAAAAAAACUGAAGAUCCCGAUGUAAAAGAAGAACGCCUCAACGACAACGAACAACUAAUCGGGAUGGUAAAUAAAGCUGUUACGUCGAUAACAAACCGUUUGAACAGUUUGGCGCAUUUCGAUGGUGUCGACAGCAAAGUUUCGACGUUGGUUACAGCGGCUAGUAGCCACGAUAAUUUGUGUAGAAUGGAUCCCGCUUGGCAUCCAUGGUUAUAAGAACAAUUUAAAAAGAAAUGAUUAUUAAAUAAGAACGAUAAAAUUAAUUAUUUUCGGUAAUUAAGUGGAAGGUGAAGUGAGUAAUCUAUUUUUUUAUUUUAUUUUUAUUUCUGAUGACUUAGAUUUAUUAAUUUCAAGAUUUAUUAAUUAACGAGGUGUUUCACCAAUAAUUAAUUAUUAUUAAUUUUUAAAACGAAGUGAUUUAAUUUAAAAUUUAAGACCAAUUAGAUUUAAAAUAGAUUCUUUUAAUUAAGUUAAAUAAAUUAUUUCAAAAAUCCUUUCCAAUUCUUCCCUAUUUAUCGAAAUAAUGUAUUUAUUUUUUCAGAUUUACCAUUAAUUUGGUUUGCAUUGCUACUUAUUUCUAUUUUAGUAUUUAUUUUUCUGUUUAUUUUUUUGCCUUCAAGCAUGAAUUUGAAACAAGCAAUGAAGAUUAUUAGAUGUCACGUUUUAAUAAAGGUACAAUUUUAAUUAACAUAUCUAUAAAAAUGA
Onthophagus taurus is the source of this 11927-nucleotide messenger RNA. Lineage: Eukaryota; Metazoa; Arthropoda; Insecta; Coleoptera; Scarabaeidae. The record is from RefSeq and is a predicted model, not a curated record.